GUGCGUACUUCCGGCUGCCGGGUUGACAUGAAGAAGCAGCGGCGGCUAGGGCGGCAGUAGCGGCGGGAGUCGAGCCUUGCAGCGGGACUCAGAGCUGAGAGCGCGGCGCGGCCUAGAGCAGCAGGCGGUGCAGUGGGCCCAGGAGGAGGCGCAGCAGCCGCCCUGGCCCGUCAUGGAGAUGGAAAAGGAGUUCGAGCAGAUCGACAAGGCCGGGAGCUGGGCGGCCAUUUACCAGGAUAUCCGACACGAAGCCAGUGACUUCCCAUGUAGAGUGGCCAAGCUUCCUAAGAACAAAAACCGAAACAGGUACAGAGAUGUCAGUCCCUUUGACCAUAGUCGGAUUAAACUGCAUCAAGAAGAGAAUGACUACAUCAAUGCUAGUUUGAUAAAGAUGGAAGAAGCCCAGAGGAGUUACAUUCUUACCCAGGGCCCUUUGCCUAACACAUGCGGUCACUUUUGGGAGAUGGUGUGGGAGCAGAAAAGCAGGGGCGUUGUCAUGCUCAACAGAGUGAUGGAGAAAGGAUCGUUAAAAUGUGCGCAGUACUGGCCACAAAAAGAAGAAAAAGAAAUGAUCUUUGAAGACACAAAUUUGAAAUUAACCUUGAUCUCUGAAGAUAUUAAGUCGUAUUACACAGUACGGCAGCUAGAAUUGGAAAACCUUACAUCUCAAGAAACUCGAGAGAUCUUACAUUUCCACUAUACCACGUGGCCUGACUUUGGAGUCCCUGAAUCGCCAGCUUCAUUCCUAAACUUUCUUUUUAAAGUUCGUGAGUCAGGGUCACUGAGCACGGAGCACGGCCCUGUCGUGGUGCACUGCAGUGCGGGCAUUGGCAGGUCGGGGACCUUCUGUCUGGCUGACACCUGCCUCUUGCUGAUGGACAAGAGGAAAGACCCUUCUUCUGUCGACAUCAAGAAAGUUCUGUUAGAAAUGAGGAAGUUUCGGAUGGGACUGAUCCAGACAGCAGACCAGCUCCGUUUCUCUUACCUAGCUGUGAUCGAAGGUGCCAAAUUCAUCAUGGGAGACUCUUCAGUGCAGGAGCAAUGGAAGGAGCUCUCCCAUGAGGACCUGGAGCCCCCACCCGAACACGUCCCCCCUCCUCCUCGGCCCCCCAAACGAAUCCUGGAGCCACAUAAUGGGAAGUGCAAGGAAUUCUUCCCCAACCACCAGUGGGUAAAGGAUGAAACCGGGGAGGAUACAGAAGCCUGCUCCAUCAAGGAAGAAACCAGAACCCCCUUAAAUGUCCCUUGCAGCAUGGAAAGCACGAGUCCAGACACUGAAGUCAGAAGGCGGGCUGUGGGGGCAGGUCCUGCCCAGGGGGAGCCUUCGCCACCCAAGGAGGAGCAGGACCAGGCGCUGAUUCCCUGGAAGCCCUUCCUGGUCAACAUGUGCAUGGCCACGGUCCUCACAGCCGGCGCGUACCUCUGCUACAGGGUGGUGUCACCAGAUACACAGUUUAUAUUUGAUUUCCCAGGGAAAGAUUCCCAUGCUUUUACGAAUGUAAACUCCUUUGGAGAAGAGGGUUUAAGGGUUUAGGGCGCGGUCUUGCUCAGUCGCUUCCUCUGCUGUGCGCAUACUGAGCUUGGACAGUGCCUGCGAGCUUUCCCGUUUUUAGAAGAGAAACAACAAAAGGCCAGCUCUAGAAAACAAAGCCCGGCUUCUGCUUUUGCUCAGGGUGUCCCCACCGGUUUCCCAUUGCUCGUUUCUCCUUCCGGCUCUCUGGGUCAGGCCCCUCCCUCAUCCCCCCACCUCCACAAAUGGGGUUCCUCAAGGCCCCUGCCUCGGGGUCCGAGGUCACGGCAGGGUGGCCACCAGCUUCUCACCCUGCCAUUGAGGUCCAGAAGGAACAAUUUCCACUUUCUUCGGAAUAUAAAUGCUGUUUCAGUAGAAAUCCACACGUGAGAAGUAUGUUGCUGUUAAAGUGAGGGGAAGAGGGGGGAUUAGCCUCAAAACUCUGGUCAUGGAAAUCACCUCACGGGACUUCUUGAAAAUUUUUAAAUAUUUUCUCUCUUUCCAAGCGACCAUCUUUGAGUAUAUCGGAUGGUUUAACAACAUGUAAACGAGAUUUUCCUUCAGGGUGAUUUUUGGGGAGGGGGGCUCUUGUAAAAGAGAAAGGAAACCCCCUUCGCUGGAGGCUGGAGGGGCUGGGGGCCGGAGUGGGGGGGGCGGGCUAGUGCGUGAGUCUGCGGCUCUGCGGUGGGGGGGCUGGGCUCAUCUGAAAAUGCUUGGUUUCAUUCCGGUUCCUGUUCGGCAGCGGCACAUAGUCUGACCCACCCCACCGCCCGCCUAGCAGGCCUGUCGCGGGGGGGGGGGGGGGGGGGGGGGCGAGGACAGCGUAGCCAGCCGUGACCUGGACGGACGUUUGUUCUGCACUGAAACCACCCGCCCUGGGCUGUUGGUUGUUACUCCUUUGGACUUUGCUGCCCCUCCCUUUCUUCGCAUACCAAAUCCACAGCCCAUUUUUUGAGGAGAGCAAAGGAGAGUCCGGUGCUGGUGGCCUGCGUAAGUCGCGAGGCUCGCCCUGCCGCACGCUCCCUCUUGGUGCGGCCCAGCACAUCCCGGUGGGCAGCAGACGGUGUCCGCCCCCUGGGCCUCCGCGGAGACUGUGCGGUGAGCCUCUCCGCUCCGUAUUUAUUUCUUUGUUCUUGUCGUUUUCCCCAAAGGCAUCCAUAGUGCACUAGCAUUUUCUUAAACCAAUAAUGUAUUAAAAUUUUUGAUGUCAGCCUUGCAUCAAGGGCUUUAUCAAAAAGUACAAUAAUAAACCCUCAGGUAGUGCUGGGAACGUAAGACUUUGCCAUGAGCCUGCUGCGUCAGACCAGUACUAGGAAGGAGGACGGUUGUAAGCAGUCGUUAUUUCGUGACAUUGUGGGUAAGGUGAGCAGAGGUUUGGCAUAUGUUUAUAGAGCAUGGGAUGAUAUAUACUGAACAUUUGGAUAUUUAAGAUACAUGACGUGAGAUUACUUUGUCCCAGUUACCCCCUCCCGGUUAUCUGCUAGAACCUUGUUCUCAAUCACUGCUUUCCCUGUGUGUAUUAGAAUGCAUGUACGGUCGUCUUGUGUCCCCAUCAAAUACCACGUGCUAGAAAUACUUCGCUCUCUGCUUAUUAAUGUGCCCCAUGUACAAGUCCAGUCUACCUUUGCAUGAUCUGAUCAUUCCAUGGCUGUGGUUCCUAAGACUUGCUAAAAUCAUCGCCAUUCAGCAAUGGAGUGAUGUUUUCCAGUAAGAGAUAUUUGCCGAAUUCCUGGCAUGACACUCUGGUGACUUCCUGGUGAGACCCGGCCUGGCCUUGUCCAUCCGGGUCGCACUGUAACUCAGACAUUCCAAGGGUAUGGGAAGCCGCAGUCACACCUCACGCUCUGGACAUUUAGGCAAGCAGGGUUCCCCCCCCCACCCCCACCCAACACCUUGGGGAUCAGCCUCCACGUUCAGAAGUUCACGCUCCUUCAAGCAGACGGUGAUUUGGAACCAAGGCAACUGUUGGAAACCACACGUCCUGAAGCAAUCUGGGUGACAGUCCCUCGGAGUCCGCCUGCCGUCGUCCUGUUCCGGGGGCCUUGCUGAGAGCCACGUCUGCGCCCGCCCUUGAAUCCUGGGGACUGAUGGUGCUCACGACUCUUCCUGCAAGGGAACUUGAGACCUCCACGUUAAGUGGCUUUUUUAACAAGAAAAAACAAAAACAAGGCAGCUGUAGCUCACGAGCUGCUCUUCUGCCAGCAUUUUCACAUUUUGCCUUUCACGUGUUAGAAGCCCGUGCAGAGAAGUUCUGUGGUGGGAACGUUUGAGGCAUCGCUCCGCAGAGCCUUGGUGAGGUGUGGAUGAGGCUGAGGUGCCAGAGGCUGUAAGCAUUUUUGAGUUGGGCUUGUUUGUUUGUUUUUUGAAGUCCUGUAUAUGUAUGUAGUAGUUUGGGUGUGUAUAUAUAGUAGCAUUUCAAAAUGGAUAUACUGGUUUAACCUCUUAUCCUUGGAAAACAGAUGGCCGUCCAUCUUGUUACACGUACGUUAGAGAAGUAGCGAGCUGCUCUGCUAUAUGCCUUAAGCCAAUAUUUACUCAUCAGGUCAUUAUUUUUUACAAUGGCCAUGGAAUAAACCAUUUUUACAAAAAUAAAAACACACAAAAAAAGUGAGGUGUUUUGGUAGAAUACCUUUUCAGGUGUGUGUAUACAUGGAUGCAUGAUGGGGGGUGGGGGGCGCAUCUCAGGGUCUUCUGUGACCUCACAGAACUGUCGAACUGUACAGAUUUCCAACUUGCCAUAUAAAUGAUGGGUUUGCAUUUUAGUUGCAACAAUAAAAUUUUUU
Mirounga angustirostris (Northern elephant seal) is the source of this 4293-nucleotide messenger RNA. It is a transcript of the gene PTPN1, whose product is annotated as protein tyrosine phosphatase non-receptor type 1. Lineage: Eukaryota; Metazoa; Chordata; Mammalia; Carnivora; Phocidae. Bases 173 to 1534 code for a protein of 453 amino acids. Gene Ontology annotation, cellular component: endoplasmic reticulum; early endosome; cytoplasm. Gene Ontology annotation, molecular function: non-membrane spanning protein tyrosine phosphatase activity; protein kinase binding. The record is from RefSeq and is a predicted model, not a curated record. Gene Ontology annotation, biological process: negative regulation of ERK1 and ERK2 cascade; peptidyl-tyrosine dephosphorylation; negative regulation of PERK-mediated unfolded protein response. The transcript is spliced from 10 exons.